AUGCGGUCUGCACCAGCCCGAUCCACCGCGCUUCGGCUUGGGCUAGUGACGCUGUUGCUGGGAGCAGGAUGCCCGCGAGCCGGAGCCAAGGCGUCUACGGCGUGGCCGUCGAAGGUUCACGGGAGAGCCGUGGACGAUGCUGGAGAAGCGCAGCAGAAGGUGCUCGAGAAAAAGGAAGCAACGCGACAUGCUGCUGGCGGCGGUGGGACAAGCGGUGCUUCGGAGGGCUCUCCGCGAGUGCGCCUUGGAGUCCCAGGGGCGGAGUACGCAACGGCCGAUGACUUGUGGCUCGAUACCUCGAACGCCUACCCGCGACUGGCGAACUCGGCGUGGGCGAACCUGGCGGAGCCGUUCCGAGACACGACGCUGACCGCCGGCUCGAGCGUCGGGGACCCGGACCGGGACGUCUUCAAGUGGUCCUUCGAGGAUGGCACCGUGCUGGAGGGGAGGGAGGUCACGUACAUGUUCAAGGGCGUGGGCGCACAGACGGUCUCCCUGGCUCAGACCAUGGUCUCAACGGGCCGCAUCGUACAAAUCGAAGACUCGGUGAUGGUCAAGUACGUGCGGCGAGAGGUCCGUCAGCUGAAGGCUGAGGACAGGGAGGCGUUUUUGGACGCCAUGGAGAAGCUCUACCGCCUGCCUACCGAGGAGGGUGUCGCACUCUACGGCGACGACUACAAGGGCAUCAGUUUUUUCGUGCAGAUGCACCUGGACGGGGCUGGCGUGAGCGACUGCGACCACUGGCACGACGAUGCCGGCAUCAUGACGCACCACGUGGGGUACACCAUGCUGUUCGAGCAGGCUCUGCAGGUGGUCGAUCCCUCCGUCACCAUUCCGUACUGGGAGUACACCAUCGAAUACUCGCAAGGGCUGACGGACUACGGGGAGUCGCAGAUCUUCGCUCCCGACUGGUUCGGCGACGCCUCCCCCAACAACGCCAUGCACACCGUCGACAACGGCCGGUGGGCCUACCUCCCAGUGAUGCAGGACGCGUGGGACUACGUGCACAACCCGUACGGCCUUCUGCGAACCCCCUGGAACACCGACCCGACGCCGUACGUCACCCGCCACAACAUGACGAAUGCCCAGGACAUCACGGGCGUGGUCACCUGCGGGAUGUACCAGAACUGCUUCGACGAGACGACCCUGGCGGGACUGUUCAACUGCCUGAACGGGGGCACCCACGGACCGGUGCACAUCAAGAUGGGGGGGGAGUGGAACAACCCCGAGGAAGAACUGACUAACUCGCUAGGGUACGCGGACGAGGUUCCCCUGAUGGCCAAGUUCCUCUGGAGGAAGGGUUAUCUCCGCAUGCCGACUUCUUGCACCGAAGACGAACACGGUACCGGCGACGACAGCACGUGCCGCGCCAGCUGCCCCUCGGAGAUCUACGAGAACCUGGGCAUGACCCCGUACGACGUCCUCUACGACGCCCUGUCGAUUCACUGGGUCGCUGGCAAGUCCGGCGGGGUUGUGGUGUGGGACGAGGAAAAGGAAAAGUUCUACAUUGCCGGCCACGAAGACGACGUGGAGUUCGAGAAGUUCUUCUGGCUGAGGAUCCUCAACUCGCUCUGCGACCCAGGGCACGUGGGAGAGUUGUACACGUCCUCGGCACCGUACGACCCCCUGUUCUGGGUCAUUCACCCCACCGCCGAGAGGUUCAUGGGGUGGCGGAGAAAACUCGGCGUGGAGCAACCCGACAUGUGGCCGUUGGACGAGACGUGGGACUACUCCCACGGCUGGGUCGUGGGCGAGACUGGCACGGUGUGCGACUGGGACGACGUCAGGGAAGGGUCGCUCGACAUGCCCACGUGCAGGAAGGGCAUCUGCGGGGGCCACGGGGCGGACGACUUGCUUCCCUUCAAAGUCAAGGUCAAGGGCGAGACGAUGCAGAUGACCAACCUGCAGUGGUACCAGUUCAUCUACCCGGACAACGACGACCUGCCCUACAUGUACAACGAGUACCAAUGGGACCACUGCGCCUCCUCCGGCAACUACAUGGGCACAAACCAAGACGGGGCGUGAGGGGGAACUACCGUAUGGGGGCAUCCCAUGACUGUUCUCUUUAGCUUUCUUUCCUUGGGUUGUCUUGGCGAGGAAACCCGUUCGUAGUUACCCUCCAAUACCCGUUCGGUCGGAGUUACCCUCAAGUCCCGAAGUGGAGGCUGCAGCGGCCGACCCAGCGCCCCCCCCGCCCGCUGUACGACCAUAACGACGAAUCACCACGUGGGUGGAGCGCAUUUUGAUUGAUAGGGGGGUUGUCCCUCAGUUGACCUGACCCCCUGGGCGUGCUCUCAGCGGUCUUUUUUGUGUGUGAAUUGUUCAUUCUCGCUUGUCGUUGUCGCUGGUAUCGUCAAGUCGUGUCGUUGUUUGGUCGGUGUUUUUUGUUUGGUAUUUAGUGUUUUUCAUUUUCUCGUGUAGCGUGUGGCCGCGGGAGGGUGCUCUCUUCGGGCAAGAGCAUGCCAUGUGCUUGUCGUCGACGGCAAAGAAGCCGUAGGCCGUCUCUCGAGAUUGAGCCGCACGUCCCGAGAGUUUUUGGAAAAAAAGAAAUCGUUCCGAACGAGAACGAGUGGCUGUCGUUGCAGCAGUGUACCAUCAGGACGGUUACAUGUCUGCCGGCACGAUUGUCCACUCCUGUACUUUAAGCCUAUAUAUCCCUGUUCUGAAUAGUGCCAGUCCCUCUGAAUAGUGAAGUGGUCUGGUCCAUACCGGCAUUGCUGAGGGCCCUCGGCUGUACCCUUCUCCCACGGGAUUUUGACCGCCGUGCUCGCGAACGGUCGAGUUGUUGACCAGGAGCGCAGAUGAAUGUGUGAGAAAAGACUGGUCAGCUCGCACCCUGCUGCGCCAUGUUUCCUGCCUUGUGUUCCAUAUCAAGGACGUGCCUUGCCAUCCUGAAAGAUCCAGUUUCAAGGGCUAAGAGGCGUGCCUUAGAUUGUUCGCAAUCUAUUUUUUUUUUGGUUCUUUUGGAUGUAGGCGUGUCAUCAGUGAGGCUGCCAUUUCUCUUUCGUGGCGUGAUUCGUGGGGCAUUCAUCAAGCCUAGAUUUGGAGUGGUAGGGCAUUCAUCAUGGUCUAGGUUCGUUUGUUGUUUUUGGGGCGACCCACCCCCUAUCGGCGGGGGUUGAAUGAUGUAACUACACAAGGCGAGGUGACCGCAAUAAUGUAACUACGUAGGGCGAGGUGACCGUACUAGGCCUCUUGCAUCCACCCCUCUUGCCGCUCUGGAAGAGCGAGCGGGUUAGUGGGUCGGACGAUGAAGAUGGUGGCGGUCAGUUUCGCAUGGGUGUGUGGGCGGCGGGCGGAGUUUUUUCUUUCCGUCGUACGCGGUUCGUGUUCGGGAGACUCGGGUGGCAGAGGUGUUCCGGUGUCGCCCAGGGGAGUUAGAUGGAGAAUUUGCGUAUAUGGGUUGCAUCGUGUAUCCGUGUGAAGGGAUUUCGAUGCAUGUGUAUGUGGCAGAAUUCGUCAGGGGCGUUGGGAAAGACGGGGCAGGCCGAGUGUGGUGUUCGCGCGGGACCUCACAACGCCCGUGGGUGUGUGUGUUGAAGUUUUUGGGAGUUCAGUCGUGUGCCGCAUGCAAAAUUGAAAAUAGUCAUUUCGCAGCUAGCCGUAUUUUUGUCUUCGGCUUGUUGUGUAGAAUAUGCGUCUGUGUGGCUAGUUUGUUCUGUCGCUGUCCGGGUAGU
Ectocarpus siliculosus is the source of this 3677-nucleotide messenger RNA. Lineage: Eukaryota; Phaeophyceae; Ectocarpales; Ectocarpaceae. The record is from the annotation of a GenBank genome assembly.